AUCGACACUUGCGGGACUCUCCGAAAAAGUGCUUCUCGACACGACACGACUCGACCCACCGUCGUCGACUCGUUGGGUUAGAGCGAAGCGAUUCGCUCGCGUCGACGCCGUUUUCUGUCGCUCUCGGACCCUCGCGCCGCUACAGCCGGUGAUUUGAAAGCGCCGUUCGGUGCCGCCGACUGGAAAGUGUUCCGUGUGUGAACGUCUAUACGGUUUCUCGCCAGACGCUUCUCGCUGUGCUAUUUCUUGAUUUGCUUCGCCGUCGGACGUGAAACCAAGAUCGCCGGGAUGAAGCUGCUUCAGGUGGCUUUUCUGGCGUGUGCACUGGUUGCUUCAACCAGAGCCGGCUACGAUGACCAAGAGGUCUACGCUCCACAGCCGUACCAGUUCGGCUACGAGACGCAAGACGAGUACGGCAACCGCCAGUCGAGGCACGAGCAGGACGCUGGCAACGGCGUGAAGACCGGCAUGUACGGGUUCCGCGACGCCGCCGGCCUGUUCCGGCAGGUGCAGUACGUGGCCGACCACCGCGGCUUCCGUGCCUGGGUCAAGACCAACGAGCCGGGCACGCAGGAUUCGGCGCCCGCCUCGGCGCGCAUUGAGUCGCAGCAGCCGCCCGCCGCGCACAUCGCCAGCGCGGCUUCUGCGGCACCGCACCAGUACCGCCUGGUGGCUCCAAGGCCGCAGCCGGAAUUUUGUUGA
Messenger RNA from Rhipicephalus sanguineus (brown dog tick), 702 nucleotides. Its product is annotated as cuticle protein 16.8. The transcript has 4 exons. Gene Ontology annotation, molecular function: structural constituent of chitin-based larval cuticle. The record is from RefSeq and is a predicted model, not a curated record. The coding region runs from base 289 to 702 and encodes 137 amino acids. Gene Ontology annotation, cellular component: chitin-based extracellular matrix. Lineage: Eukaryota; Metazoa; Arthropoda; Arachnida; Ixodida; Ixodidae.